This is a messenger RNA of Malassezia vespertilionis, 2838 nucleotides long. It is a transcript of the gene PRP4, whose product is annotated as non-specific serine/threonine protein kinase. Bases 1 to 2838 code for a protein of 945 amino acids. The transcript is spliced from 5 exons. Gene Ontology annotation, molecular function: protein serine/threonine kinase activity; ATP binding. The record is from RefSeq and is a predicted model, not a curated record. Lineage: Eukaryota; Fungi; Basidiomycota; Malasseziomycetes; Malasseziales; Malasseziaceae. Gene Ontology annotation, biological process: peptidyl-threonine phosphorylation; peptidyl-serine phosphorylation; mRNA cis splicing, via spliceosome.
AUGGCGCCUCCGGCGCUCGAUGUGCGGUUUCUCGGGACAUGCACAUCUCCACUGCCGACAAGGAACUAUUCGAGUUUGCUUGUGAAAAUCGACAGGCAGGCGGUCAUGGUCGAUUGUGGUGAAGGCACGCAAAGGCAGCUCAUCAACCCUGUCGUGCAAGCAGAGACGAAACUUUCUCAAAUACGCACGAUACUCAUCACGCAUUUGCACCCUGAUCAUAUCCUGGGUGUUGUGCCGCUCAUGUUUUCCAUCAUGGGGCCCAGUGCACCAUCGCCUCGGUUGGAGGACGGCUUGCGACUAACAAUCUAUGGACCACUUGGUCUUCGAGCCUAUAUCCGCACGACACUCUCUGUGUGCUACGCGUCGCUCUCCAGUCAUUUUGUUGUGCACGAACUCUUGUGGCCGAGCCAACCAGCCUAUGCUCAUGAAAUACCGGCUGAUGCAGCGCCUACAUUCACGUACACGGAGCAUGACCCUGCUCUCCCUUCGCAUCUCCAAGGACAGACGCGUAUACUGCCAUGGAUGCCGCCGCACGGAAAUGAGCUGGAGGGCCUUAAUAUCCGUAUGGAUCCAGAAACGUGUGCCUGGGAAGCGUUUGCGCAAAUCCCAAAUACGGGCUUCUUUCUCUCUGCCGCACCCAUCACGCACCGGUGCCCUACACUCGGGUAUGUAUUCACAGAAGCGCCGUGUGCAUCGGUGUCUAUCUCGCCGCGCGACCUGGCACUACUCGACUCCAACACAGAAGCGCUUUAUGCACAGCAAGGCAUCCAACGCCCACGCACGCUGAUCCCGAAACUCGUGCAAGAACGCAUUCCACUCCAUUUGCCUGAUGGGAAUACGCUACACCCACCGCCUAUUGACCGCCCGGGUCGCAAAAUCUGUGUCCUUGGCGAUACAAGUGACGGAACGGCGGGCCUUACUUCGUUUGGGCCCGAUGGACUACCGAACGAUGAGCUUCGUGGGCUGUUGCGCCUGGCACAAGAUGCCGAUUUGGUGGUGCACGAAUGUACCUAUGCGUAUAUGUCCGAGACGGACCUUGCUCAUGUGCGUACGGAAAGCGAGCAACUUGCACACGGACUACAAACCAUGCUGCUGAAGCCAGACGAGGCGGAGCCCCGCGCCAAAGAGCGCGGGCAUUCUGUGCCGCGUAUUGCUGGCGCUUUCGCCGCGUACAUCGGUGCCCACAAUUUGGCAUUGAAUCACUUUUCCGCACGGAUUCCCGCGCCGAACGUCGUUGGUACAGCGCCUUUGGUGAGCGCUGCACAGCUACGCGACGACGCACAGCAUGCGGAAUCUAUAAAACGCUUCCAUGUCAUGCGCGAAAUUGAACGGCAGGCAACGAAUUGGUGGAACACUACAUUGGAGUCCCUACAAAUGGCGGAUGUGCCGGACGAGUACGAUUAUGAUAGACUUGGGAAACAUGAGGGAGACGAGCAGUGCCGUAUCGAGGAACGCCGCAAACGACGGCGGGAGAUCAUGUCCAAGUACGGCACGGCGGAAGCUGCAUCUCAGCAUGAGCCGUCACCCGUAGCAAAAGAGCAGAUGCAGGGAGUGGUACAGAGGACAGCGGAUAGUGCGCAGAGCAAUUUAAAAAAAGAAGACACCGCGCGUACUCCCUCCUACGAAGAGGAAGAUGGUUUUGUGGAAAUGGAGGUCGACGAUGAUGAAGACGACGUGGACGACAUGUUCGACCUGGACAGCACUCCCAAAGAGAAGAAAAAGAAGAGAGUACGCGUCCGCAAGGUUGCACUUAGCAACGACACAGCGCACACGGGCAUGGAUGCGGGCAACGCUGGCCUACAAGACAACUGGGACGACCCCGACGGGUACUACCGCGUGAUUCUCGGCGAAAAGCUGGACAAGGGGCGGUACCAAGUCUUUUCAAUUCUUGGUCGUGGUAUUUUUGCAGCAGUAGUCAGCGCACAUGAUUUGCAAAACGAAGGGCGCGACGUCGCGAUCAAGAUUGUGCGUCGGCAGGAGACGAUGUAUAAAGCGGGCAUGAAGGAAAUUGGCACGUUGAAAAAACUUGCCGAGCUCGACCCUGACGACCGCAAACAUGUGGUGCGCCUACAUGGCCAUUUUGUGCAUCGCGGCCAUCUGUGCAUGGUCUUUGAGUCGCUAAGUAUGAAUUUAAGGGACGUGGUGAAGCGCUUCGGCAAGGAUGUCGGCCUGAACUUGCAAGCUGUGAAGACAUAUGCACAGCAGGCAUUUGUUGCACUUGCACACUUUCAGCGUGCAGAGAUUAUACACGCGGAUAUCAAGCCAGACAACAUGCUCGUGAACGAGUCCAAGACGCUGCUGAAGUUGUGCGAUAUGGGCUCAGCGUCCAGUACAAGCGAGAUGGAAAUCACGCCGUAUCUGGUGAGUCGGUUUUACCGUGCGCCUGAAAUUAUCCUGGGGCAGCCGUACGGCACGGAAUUGGACAUGUGGUCUAUGGGCUGCACGCUCUACGAGCUCGCUACAGGCAAAAUCCUGUUUCCCGGAAAGACGAAUAACCAUAUGCUCCUAUUGAUGCAGCAGCUACGUGGGAGAAUCACGGCUAAACAGCUGAAAAAGUGCCAAUUUUCGACGCAGCAUUAUGAGGAUAACAAUACGUUUCUAAGCAUCGAAGUGGAUCGGAGCACAGGGGAGGAAGUGAUUAAGCGUGUAAAUAUUAGCCAUGCGCUCGAAGACCUGCAUGCAAAACUCCUACCGCGUAAUACUGCAAAAGAGAUGGCAUAUACAGAGCUGCGCAAGACGCAGCAGCUGAUCGAUCUGCUUAACAAAAUGCUCGAGCUCGACCCCGCAAAACGCAUUCGCCCUGCCGAAGCGCUCGCACACCCUUUUGUCAGCACAUAG